Molecule: messenger RNA, 2153 nt
Organism: Helobdella robusta
Lineage: Eukaryota; Metazoa; Annelida; Clitellata; Rhynchobdellida; Glossiphoniidae
Exons: 12
Coding region: 116-1372 (418 amino acids)
Molecular function (GO): mRNA binding
Source: RefSeq, a predicted model, not a curated record
CUUAUUUUGUUUCUUUUAUAAUAUUGUAAGCUUCCGGCGUGGAUUGUUCAAUUUUUUCUUCAUUUUUAUUUUUUCUUAUAUUUUAAUCGUAUUUGUGCGUUUUUAAUUAAAGAAAAUGUUUAACGGAGAUGCUUCAACAAGAACUUUGUAUGUAGGAAAUCUGGACCCCAUGGUCAGCGAAGAUUUACUUAUGACGUUAUUUGGAACGUUAGGUCAAUGCAAAGGAUGUAAACUAAUUAGAGAAGCUGGCUCGGAGUUGUAUGCAUUCAUUGAGUUCAACACCCAUACAGAAGCUCAGAUGGCACUUAUGGCAAUGAACAAAAGAAAUGUUCUUGGCAAGGAAUUGAAAGUCAAUUGGGCAACUCAACCAGGUGGUCAGAUUAAACAAGACACUAGCAAGCAUUUUCAUAUUUUUGUUGGUGACCUCACUCCUGACAUCGAAGCCCCACAGCUUAAAGAGGCUUUUGCUCCAUUCGGUGAAAUAUCGGAUGCCAAAAUUAUUACUGAUCCACAAACUGGCAGGUCUAAAGGAUUUGGCUUUGUCUGUUUUGUCAGAAAAGAGGAUGCGGAGAUGGCAAUAACAGGCAUGAAUGGAACGUGGCUGGGCGGUAGAACCAUCCGGACCAACUGGGCAACAGGCAAGGGAGUCAUGAGCACCAGCAUGAGACCACAACAAAGUCAUUACAAAGAAUUGAAUUAUAAUGAGGUGCAAAAUCAGUCAGGACCCAACAAUACUACUGUCUACUGUGGGGGUAUUACUUCUGAAACCACAGAUUCAAUGAUGAAAGAAGCGUUUCAAUCCUAUGGUGAGAUAGUUGAAGUGAGAGUGUUCAAAGAGAAAGGAUAUGCAUUUGUGAGAUAUUCCACAAAGGAUGCAGCAGUUCGAGCCAUAUGUGGUGUUCAUGGCACUGACAUAAACGGUAGCAUUGUCAAGUGCUCUUGGGGUAAGGAACAGGCAGAGUUGCAACAACAAAUUGCAAACAGUCAGCAGAUGAAAAGUGCAUCUCUUGCUGCUGCAACAUCUCAAGCUGGGGGCUUCUAUCCUCCCCCACCUGUCCCAGGCGCAUAUUGGGGGUACCCGGGUUAUCCUACAACUCAAAAUGCCUUCAUGUCACCAUUUGGAAUGCAGGGCUACGGAGGAUUUCCACAGGCUUCAUCGACGUGGUCUUCGCAGCCUAGCCAGCAGUAUGCUCCUGGAACUAAUGGGACACAGCAGCCCUCCCAGCAGCAGCAGCAACCACAAGGCAAUCCUGGUCAGCAACAACAACAAUCAUCUUUUUCGUCUGGCAUGAGCAACUUGGGAGGCUUAGGUGCCAAUGCUUUUGGUCAGACAAGCCAGAUGAAUGGUCAGUUAUACAGUGGUAAACUGUAACUGGACUAUUUGCAUCAUAGCUGAACUAUUCAAUAGUUUAGUGUGUGUUUCUAAUAUAAAUAUAUUAUAUUCAGUUUCGGUUUUUCUUGAAGACAUUGAUAGUAAAUGGUUUUAUUAUUAUUAUUUUAAUUUAUUACUUUUUUAUGGUUUUUUUAUUAGUAGUAUUUAUUAUUAUUAUUGUUGUUGUUAUUUUCUUUUUAAACAUUAUAUAUUCACCUUUUCAGUAAUAUCUAUUUUUAAAAUUAUUUUAUCGUGGUUUGUCGUUUAAUUUAUGUUAGUAUGUAAAAUUUGAAUAAGCAUCAAGUUAGAUAAUAUUAUAUUUUAUGAAGCCAGCAAAUUUAUUAGUUGAACUGAUGAAUUUAUAUUGAUUUUUUUUCAAUUUUUAAAGACAACUGAAGACAAUAUAAUUAUAAUAAUAAUAUCACUUUGAAAUGUUAUUGGUAUUAAAGAUUCAUUCAUUUGUUCGUCCUCCUGUCUGCCUGUUUUGUUUGUUCUAAAUGCGUCUUAAAUACUUAACGUUACAUUUUGUAUGUAAAUAAUGUAUUUAUAUAUCUCUAUGGGUUUUAUUAUUCAAUUUAAAUAGGUAUAUUUUUAUGUCUUGUAAAGAAAUGGAAGUACUGGAAAACAUUUUUAGUGUUUUUUUUUUCAAUAUAUUCCUUUAAAUGAUUUUUUCUUUGCCUAAUGAGUGGGUGUUUGUGUGUUUGUUUAUUCUUGCAUGUAUAUUAGCCUAUUAGUGUGUCAGUUGUGAACCACAUGUAUCCCGAUAAAUAAUUUAUAAAAC